This is a messenger RNA of Plasmodium gonderi, 654 nucleotides long. RefSeq lists its product as hypothetical. The transcript has a single exon. Bases 1 to 654 code for a protein of 217 amino acids. Lineage: Eukaryota; Apicomplexa; Aconoidasida; Haemosporida; Plasmodiidae. The record is from RefSeq and is a predicted model, not a curated record.
AUGAGGGUAGUACUUGUUGUUAAUCCAUUCCAUGUGAACACUGGGAAAUCUGUCUGGAAAAAACUUAGCUAUAUGUCAAGAAGAUGUUUUUACACAAAGUUUAUGAAGAACGAUGGAAUUCAGAAUCGACAUUACAUAGAUAGAAGAAGCUACUUCACUUCCCUAUACGACACGAAAAAUGAGAAAAAAAAAAUAAUGAACGAAAUAGAUGAUUUAUAUGACCACAUUUUAACAAGCAAUUGGAAUGAUUCAGUAAACCUUGUUUUGAACGUAUCAAUUUGGGAAGGAAUUUUAAAUUCCAUUGAAGAUAAAAUAAAACCAUUUGAACUGGAUGAAGAUAUAAUUCGUAAAAAAAAAGAACUAAAUGAGUUAUUUGAUAUAUUAUUCAUAUUAGAAGAUUUACGUGAUCAUGUAAAUGAAAUUCUCGAACAAUCAUCACGAGCAAGUGGUUUAGCAGGCACCUAUAUUUUCGCAUCUUUCAGAAUUGAAAAUAUGAAUGAACAUAUCGAAUUCUUGAAAAAACAAUAUGAUGAACUCAUCUUAAAAUACCCCUUGUACAAAUACCAAAUCGAUAUGGUCUUGGGGAAAGGCUUAGCUCUUCUGCGACAGAGAUACAAUUUUGAGUGGAAACACAUGCAUGAUUUUUUCUUUUAA